Molecule: messenger RNA, 1331 nt
Organism: Asparagus officinalis (garden asparagus)
Lineage: Eukaryota; Viridiplantae; Streptophyta; Magnoliopsida; Asparagales; Asparagaceae
Product: NDR1/HIN1-like protein 13
Exons: 4
Coding region: 1-1209 (402 amino acids)
Cellular component (GO): plasma membrane
Source: RefSeq, a predicted model, not a curated record
AUGGGGAAGUUGAAAUUCUAUGGAUCUGAACAGCCAAAUCACGUGCAGGUUGUUCUAAUAGAGUUCGAGUUCGCAGUUGAUGUAAGUUUAGGUGUAACAGAUGAAGAUGCUCGUGAUUUUAUAAGAGCACCAAGGUGGUUGGCUUGCUCGGUCCCGACUCCUGAUGACACCAUGAAAGAUUGUGAGGUAGAAGAAGAGAAGGAGAAUUCUAUCAAGCUUAUUCCUUUGAAGGGAAAGGCUAUACGUGGUGUGAUGUUGCGGGAUGUUGCGGAUUUUCUGUCCAGAUCUCCCAACGCCCGGUCCAAAGUAGUUAAUCCUAUUUCAAGCCCUCCACUGACCCGGUCCGAAUCUCCCUACUUCCAAGCAAAUUCUCCCCAACUCCUCCAAACUCUUCUCUCAACCAUCAAAACGAAUGGAACCUCCCAUCAUCCCGCCACCACCGCCACCUCCUCCUCGUCCUCGUUCGUCACUCCUCGCCAUCUCCAGCCUCGUCACACGAGCACCGAGAUCGUCUCCCCGCCAUCUCACCCACCAGCCCCACCGCCCGCCCCUGAGACAUACAUCAUCCAACUCCCCAAGGACCAAAUCUAUCGCAUUCCUCCCUCCGAGAACGCCUCCAUCAUUGACAGACACACAGCGGACCUCGACAGCAAGCAUAUUAGGCGAGGGAGCCCUUGCAUCAAUUGCUCAUGCUGGCUCCUCCGCAUCCUCCUCCUCCUGGGCAUCGUAACUCUUCUCUCUGGCGUCAUUUUCUUCCUCACCGUCCGUCCUAGUGUUCCCACCUUCAACAUUGCCCGUGUUGUGGCGAACACAACUAGGUACAAGUUCAUGAUGAUGAGUAGGAACAAGAGUUUGAGAAUGGGGUUCUAUUAUCAGAGAGAUGGGAAUGUUGUUUUAGCUUACAAAAGCGCCGAGAUUGCGGGAGGAAACACACCGGAGUUCUAUCAUGGGUAUAAGAGCGUGAAGGAGUUCGAGAUAGUUGCCGAUGGAUUGAAGCGUGCGUUGCCGAAAGAGGUUAAGAGGAGCUUGAACGGGUCGAGGGAAGCGUUGCCGUUGACGGUGUCCGCUAGGUUUCCGGUGAAAUUGAAGGUCGGUAGUCUGAGAUUGUGGCGCAUGAGAAUGCGAAUUUUGUGUGAUGUCAAGGUGAGGAGUUUGGGGAAGAGGACGCACGUUUUGUCCGAGAAGUGCAAGCCCAAGCUCAGGGUUUGAGUGAAUUAAUGCCGGUCGACAGAGCCAGUUUCUGUUUGUGGUAGUGGUUUGAUCAAUUGGGGAGAUUUUAGGUUGUAAAUUUCUCAUGGCGGUUGAUUAAUUAGUUUGCAGUGUGGUGUCAU